Messenger RNA from Chenopodium quinoa (quinoa), 4702 nucleotides. RefSeq lists its product as uncharacterized. The transcript has 3 exons. Bases 2837 to 4009 code for a protein of 390 amino acids. The record is from RefSeq and is a predicted model, not a curated record. NCBI's taxonomy places the organism in Eukaryota, Viridiplantae, Streptophyta, Magnoliopsida, Caryophyllales, Amaranthaceae.
AAAAAUUAUUUUAGUGGGUGGUAAUUUAAAAUAAAAUUUUAACUGGGUUGUUAUUUAGAAAUUGAUACUAUUUUUGGGUGGUAAUUUGCAAAUUUUCCUAAUAAUAAAUCAUAUUUUGUCGCAAGUGCUGAAAAGUGAAUUCAUCUAACGCGGGAUUAGAGCCCGGGCAAAGUAAUCAUCAAAAUAUCAAAUAUUUCUAUCAAAAACAAAAGGCACAAUUUAUUAAAACCUUAUUUCCUUUCUUCUUCCCCUAAACCUCACCACCCAUUAAUAUUGUUAGUUUAUUCAAUAAUCAUCAAAUUUCAUUUGCUUGCUUCUAGUAAUUUGCUUCAGCCAAUUCUUCAAACAAUUCUCAAGGGCCAUCAACAGAUUCUUGCUUGUAGGUGAAUUGGGUUUAAGUUGAUCAGUAAUUAGGGUUCGUCGAUUCGUCACAAAAUUUCAGUUUGAAAGUCAAUUAAAGGGUAAAUUUUCUUAAUUACUCUAUCAAAUUUCGACCUUAAUUCCUUGCAUGUGCUAUAUAAUUUUUAAUUUAUUCAUUUUUCUGUUUAGUUUUAUUGUGUAUUUUUUGGGUGUUUGUUGAGAUAAUCAGUUUCCCGUUAGUUUAGCCGAUCAUCGUUUGUCUCUGUUAAGUUCGAUAUGUAAAUCCCACAUGUCAACUCAAUACAAAGUUUAAUUGUUUCUUGCGUAUGUAUUAAUUUCUUGGUUUUUAGUUUGAUUGGUUUUAAUUAGUUGAUUCCUGUGAUAUUUGAAAGAUUAUAGUGUAUUAUUUAAUAGGAUUAGUGAAAAGAUUAUUGAAAAGUCAACUUUAACGUGUGAUUGUGUUCAUUAUGGUGGCUAUAAAUCAAGUAUACAAGGCGUCAAUAUCUUAGAAGUUCUCAAAAAUUGUGGUUAUGUGGCUUUAUUAUGAUGAGUUUUAGUACUCUUGUUAUUUCCAUCUCAAACUAUUAGGACUGUUGCUGUGAGGUUAUUUUUUUGCUAGCAUAUGAGCAAUGUCCAUAGCAGGCUAUGUGACUUGGCUCAUCUAAUGUCAUUGGAUAAUUAUUGAUUUAUGAAAUCUAACUUUCACUUAAAAAAACACUUUGAGCAACACAUAAUUUUAGGAUAAGUUAAUUGAAUUUAAUAGAAAAAGAUGUAAGUGGAGUAGUCGAAAUAAUAGAAAAUUAAAGGAAAAGAUAGUACGAGUUAAAUUUUAUUAAAACGUAAGGGAUAUGAGAGAAGAAACAAAUAAUAAAAUAAGUAGUAUUGAUUUUGAGUGAGGACUAGAAAGGAAUAACACUUCAAUAACAGCUAAAUGCUAUUAUACUCUUAAUAUUUAUCUAGACAAUCUAUCUUAUUCUACUAUCCUUUUUACUUUUCCUUUUUUUUCAUUUUAAACACUUGAUUAAAGUAGUGGCACGUUUGUAUUCCUUUUAAUUUUUUUUCCUUUUCAUGCAUCAUUAUUUAAAUCUUGUAUAUAUGUACUAAGGUAAUGUUGUCACAUGACUAGUAUUGAUAGAAUUCUUGUGUUGAAUUUGCACAUUUUAUAUAGCUAAUUUAUUCCCUUAAUUUUAAUAACUUGGUAAAUAUGACUCCUGAUAAAGAUUGGAUGUCCAUUGAAGAUUAUGUUAAUGACCCUUCAUAUGAAGAAGGAGUAAAUAGUUUUUUAGAUUAUGCUUUUGAAAAGUUAAAAACUGAGACAAUUCGAUGUCCUUGUUCAAAAUGUGUUAAUGGAGAAUCUGGUGAUCAGGAAAAAAUUAAACAACAUUUAUUAGUCUUUGGAAUUGUUAAGAGGUAUACCUUUUGGUAUCAUCACGGGGAAGGGUUAAAUGAGCCUACUUAAUCUGACGGGGAUGAUGAUGUUGAAGAAAAUGAAAACGAUAAUGAGGUGUUCGAUAUCUUGAGGGAUUUAUAUCCUAAUAAUCUUGAUGAUAUCGAUGGUAGUUCCUCCUCCAUUUUUAAUGAUGUUGAGGAGCCAAAUAUGGCUACCAAAAAAUUUUAUAACUUGAUGAAGGACUCACAAGACCCUGUCUAUGAAGGUUGUAAGAGUUCUAAGAUGUCUGCACUAUUAAAACUUCUUCAUAUCAAGACUCUUGGCCGUUGGAGUAAUGAGUCAUUUACCAUGCUUUUGGAUUUCUUGAAGAAGGAACUUUUACCGAAAGAAUCAAAUUUACCAGAUUCUUAUUAUGAGGCAAAGAAGACCAUAAAAGAUCUCGGGCUUUCUUAUGAGAAAAUUGAUGCAUGUGUAAAUGAUUGCAUGUUAUAUUGGAAGGAGAAUGAAAGCUUGGACUCAUGCAAUAUAUGUGGUGCAUCAAGAUGGAAAAGUAACAAAAUAAUGGGGAAGACAAGUGUAAGAAAAAUGGUAAAAAGAUACCCCAUAAGACACUACGUUACUUCCCACUAAAACCAAGGCUCCAACGAUUGUUCAUGUGCUCAAAGACUGCAUCUUUGAUGACAUGGCAUCAUGGUAAAAAGAAGAAAGAUGGUACAAUGAGACACCCAGUUGAUGGAUUAGCCUGGGAAUCCUUUGACAAAGAGUUUCCGAAUUUUGCUUCCGAUCCUCGAAAUGUUAGAUUAGGCCUUGCUAGUGAUGGUUUUCAGCCUUUUGCAAAUUCAAAGACACCAUAUAGUAUUUGGCCAGUGGUACUUAUUCCAUAUAAUUUACCACCUGAACUAUGUAUGAAACAGUCUUAUUUGAUAUUAUCAAUGCUCAUUCCUGUAUUCCUGGUCCUAAAGGACCUGAUGAUGCAUUGACAUAUAUCUGCAACCUCUAAUUGAGGAAUUGAGGGACCUAUGGGACAAUGGUGUUGAGACCUUUGAUGCAUCAGCUCAAAAUCAUUUUAACCUACGUGCAUCAUUAAUGUGGACUAUAAAUGAUUUUCCAGCAUAUGCCAUGUUAUCAGGGUGGAGUACAAAGGGAUAUUUAGCAUGCCCUUGUUGUCAGAAGGAUACACGUUCAGAGUGGCUAUCUCAUGGAGGCAAAGAAUGUUAUAUGGGUCAUCGAUGCUAUUUGCCAAUGAAUCAUAGGUGGAGAAAGGACAAGGAUUCAUUUGAUGGGAAAGUCGAGCGUAGUCUACCUCCAAAACCCUGCUCUAUAGAUGAAAUUCUUCAUCAACUUGAGGAUCUCGAAAACAUUGUAUUGUCUAAUGAUCCACAAGUGAAGAAAAAAAUAAAGCACGAUCUUAGAGGUGAUAAUUGGAAUAAGAAACGCAUUUUCUUUAAGCUUCCUUACUGGAAGGCACAACUAUUGCGACACAAUUUAGACGUGAUGCAUAUUGAGAAAAAUAUAUGUGAUAGCAUUCUUGGGACAAUUAUGAACAUUAAUGGGAAGACCAAAGACACUUUAAAAUCACGUCUUGACUUGAAAGCCAUGGGGGUAAGGUCCACACUGCACCCUAUAGAAGAUGGGGACAAAAUUAAACUACCUCCUGCUCCAUUUACAUUUUCUGUCUCCGAGAAGAAAACUUUCUGCAACUUUUUAAAAGAAUUAAAAGUUCCUGAUGGUUUUUCAUCAAAUAUAUCUUAUUGUGUCAACUUAAAGGAUUCUAAAAUUUCGGGUUUAAAGAGCCAUGAUUGUCAUGUAAUACUUGAACAUCUUCAACCUUUGGCAAUACGUGGUCUACUCACUCCACUUGUACGUGAAGCACUUACUGAGUUGUCGAUGUAUUUUACUUUUUUAUGUGCUAAAGUAUUAAAUGUGGAGGAGUUGAAGCGAUUAGAGUCCCAAAUCCCUAUUACCCUUUGUAAAUUAGAGAAGGUUUUCCCUCCUUCCUUCUUUGAUGUGAUGAUGCAUUUACCUAUUCAUUUAGCUAAUGAAGCUAGAAUUGGAGGUCCGGUUCAGUUUAGAUGGAUGUAUCAUAUUGAGCAAUAUAUGUAUAAGCUUAAAUCUUUUGUAAGAAAUAGGGCUCGUCUAGAAGCUUCAAUUGCAGAGGGUUAUCUUGCAGAAGAGUGCAUGACUCUUUGCUUUAGGUAUAUGGACAGUGUGGAAACAAGAUUUAAUCGUCUUGAACGAAAUUAUGAAAAUGCAAAUUAAUGACAAAAUAAUGAUUUUCUUUCUUAUAAAGGGGGAAAAUAAGGGAAAUGAGCCAACUUUAGUUGAUGCGUUCUAUUCGACCUGAAAGAAAGGCACCGAACUUCCAAAUGUCGAGACCACACAAAAACUGAAUGAAAUUCGAGAAACAAUGGAAAAAGAUCCAUCUCUUUCCCACGCUGAGGUAGCACAAAAGGUAUUUAAAUCCAAGUCUCGAGAUCGAGUAAUAGGCUAUGGAGGAGGAAUAAAGCUGAAAGAUAUUCAAGGACCACAACCUAGCAGAGAAGAACUUCAAGUUGAAUUGAAUGCCUCUAAAAAACAAAACCAAGUUCUUAUAAACCGCGUUGAACAAGUACAAGAGGAAAACAAUGAAUUAAAAGGUUGCAUUGGAUCAGUUGAGUCUAGAAUGAAAUUAUUUCAGGAAAUGUUAGUGACACAGCUUAAUGUCACUAUACCUUCACAGGAUGGAUCAGCUUAAUCUGGCACAUGAUGAGUAGCUGCAAUAUAUCAUUGAAGAUCUAGGAUCUCUAAUAAAUUUUUUAUUUUUAUUUUUAUUUUUGUUUAAAGUUUAAGAUAUCAGAAUUCUUUUUAGAUAUUCCUUUAAAACAUACUAUUUUGUCUUGUUAUAUUGGAUGGUACUUGGUUUAAAAUACAUUAAAUCUAAUUUAAUAUUAAGUUAUGAAUCUUUUGGUUUUC